This is a messenger RNA of Nanorana parkeri, 1511 nucleotides long. RefSeq names its product surfeit 4 (gene SURF4). The transcript has 6 exons. NCBI's taxonomy places the organism in Eukaryota, Metazoa, Chordata, Amphibia, Anura, Dicroglossidae. The record is from RefSeq and is a predicted model, not a curated record. Gene Ontology annotation, cellular component: endoplasmic reticulum-Golgi intermediate compartment; endoplasmic reticulum; membrane. The coding region runs from base 125 to 934 and encodes 269 amino acids. Gene Ontology annotation, biological process: Golgi organization.
UCUUCCUCCUUCCUCGCCCCCUCUCCUCCCAGGCCCCGCCCACGGUUGGUCUGAUACGUGGCAGGCGGUGGAACGGGCCGCUGUGCGGGAGGGGGCGGGGCUCGGCCGCCACUCAUCUCUCAUCAUGGGACAGAACGACAUGAUGGGUGCUGCCGAGGACUUCGCCGACCAGUUCUUACGGGUUACGAAGCAGUAUUUGCCGCACGUUGCGCGCCUUUGCCUCAUCAGCACAUUCCUGGAAGAUGGCAUCCGCAUGUGGUUUCAGUGGAGUGAACAGAGAGAUUACAUCGAAGCCACGUGGAGCUGUGGCUACUUCCUGGCCACCAUUUUCGUCCUUGUUAACUUGCUGGGACAACUGGGUGGUUGCAUCCUGGUCCUUAGUCGGAACUUUGUACAAUACGCCUGCUUUGGCUUAUUCGGAAUAAUAGCAAUGCAGACUAUUGCAUACAGUAUCCUAUGGGAUCUGAAGUUUCUCAUGAGGAACCUGGCUCUAGGUGGAGGGUUACUGCUUCUUCUGGCAGAGUCUCGAUCGGAAGGGAAAAGCAUGUUUGCAGGCGUGCCAACCAUGGGGGAGAGCUCUCCUAAACAGUAUAUGCAGCUGGGUGGUCGUGUGCUGCUUGUCCUAAUGUUUAUGACUCUGCUCCACUUCGACGCAAGCUUCGUCUACAUCCUACAGAACAUUGUCGGUACGGCUCUCAUCAUCCUGGUGGCCAUUGGCUUCAAGACAAAGCUGGCUGCCCUGACCUUGGUAGUGUGGCUCUUCGCCAUCAACGUCUACUUUAACGCCUUCUGGAACGUCCCUGCCUACAAGCCCAUGCAUGACUUCCUAAAAUACGACUUCUUUCAGACCUUGUCGGUUAUCGGAGGACUGCUAUUGGUGGUGGCCCUGGGGCCUGGUGGGGUGUCCAUGGACGAAAAGAAAAAAGAGUGGUAGUGUUAACGACACCUGGAGUCUUGUAGGAUAUUCUGAAUGAAAGCAGAGUCCUUUUCCAACAUCUCUCCCUCCUCUCUUUGACACAACCACCUCCAUCUUGUAUUGUUGCAACCAGCUGUAUUGCGAACCAUCUCUCGCAGAUCACCAGCUCUUUGGACCUGGCUUUGUGGUUCCAUUACAGGCUGGUUUAGAAUGUUACAAGAUAGUCAUUGUAAAAUGCAGUAUCAUGAGUUUUAAGGAGAGAUCUCUGCUUCCCUUUAACGUUUUUUUUGUUUUGUGUUUUUAGUUUUGUUUUUUUAUGUGAAUUUUUCAGAAUUCAUUGAUUUGCAGCCAUUGUUGGCCUCUGGUUCUGAAAUUCUUACAUAAUCGUUCAUGUGACAGGCAUCCAUUUUGUGCAGUACUAAGAUGAGAACGAUUAUUGUACUUGGUUUCUAUACUUGUCUGCCCCAGAAGCGGACACCGUAUGUUGUUUCUGUUCUCUGGACUCUGAGUGAUCCCUCCCAUCGCUGUGCGUCUGGCCAAUCAGAAGAGAUAUGUGCUGUGAAGUAUGUAAUUAAAUUAAAAUCGUACCUCAUCU